GCAACAAGUCAGGAUGGAGAGACGUGGUCGCCAAGUCGGGGAAUAUUGUAGGAAACAUGUUGUCCUAGUUACUUAUGUCCAAGUCGAUUGGCUGCUGUGCCCUGUUAUUUAUCAAGAGAGCAGCAUGUUUUUGCGCCUUGUUUUCUGAUAGGAUCUGCGAGGACCUAGACUCGACGCGUGCGGCAGGAGUGUAGAGAGGUGCCCGGUCAGGGAGAGCCGUGUGUCCGCCCGCCGCGCUAUGGCGCCGUGGGGCCGGCUACUGGCGCUGACCGUCUACUGGGCGCACAGGAUAUUCCUGGCUCACGCCUGCGGAGAGAGCGAGCCCAUACAGUAUUCAGGCAAAAAGUAUGACUUGUUGGAGAGACUGAGAGUGCCAGACCUGCCACACGGCAUCAGGCAGACGUGCGAUGACGUUGACUGUCUGGCCUAUGACAUUGAACCCUAUGCAAUGUUGAGUGCACCUACAGAAGAAGUUUUUCCAGAGGGGUUUCCUACAGAGUUCACUAUUUCAGCAAAGCUGCAGUACUACAGAAAGUCCUUUUCAAAUCUAUUUGCAAUAUUGGACCCUAUUGGGAGAUUACAACUGUCAAUCAAACUCUCACCCAGGGAUAUAGAGCUUUAUACACCUAGUCAGGGAAUAUACAGUGUGUCGGUUCCAGACCUAGACGAUGGGUUGUGGCACAGUUUUGCAGUAUCUGCAACCUACGACAUGAUUGUAUUCUACUUUGACUGUGAGUGGAUGGACACGUUACACAUCGUUCCCAGCCCCCACUACAUACAGAUGGACGGUAUCACCCUGUUGGGAGGCCAGGUUGACUUCAGUGAAGUACCAUUUGAGGGCUCCAUACAGCAGCUGAUGAUAUUUGACGACCCUCUAGUCGGAGCUGUCCAGUGUUCAGUAUUCCUGCAGAACUGCAAACAGGAUCCUGUGCUAGGGCAAAAUCAACUGGAUUCAGAAACAACAGAUAACAGAAUAUCAGGCAGCACAACAAGAAGACCCAGAAAAAAGACAAAGGUGAAAUCUGACUACAAUUUUAUCUCAGGUGCUUCUGCUGCCCAAAGAUUGCCAGCUGCUAACUCCAAGCUCUCAUCUCUCAUACUGAAAAAUAUCACGGCCCAGGGACAGUCCGAGCCAGGCAUCACCUACAGUGCAGCGCAACAAGCCGGACAUGAUGUGUCAAAACUUGUCAUAAAAGAGAUAGGAGAAAUUGUUGGAGACCCAGUUGGAUCUGAGUCCCCAGGAUGGGAUCUGCAGCAGAACUACACACUGGACACGAACACGACCUCAGGUGACGUCCCCGGCGGAGCGCUCUACAACCUUCUGAACCAAACAACACGAAACAUAGUCACAAGGACUCGCAACGGUACCACGAGUAUACCAGGUAGUAUUCCGUCUGUUACGUUUGAAACUAACCCUGACGUAGAGGAGGGAGUAGGUGUGUUUGACACAGAAGGGGAUCCGACGGACGGACAUGUUUCGAUUUUCGAGGAACAAGUAGCACCUCCGCCUCAGUUCCCAGCAGGCCAGGUCGACUUGGACCCUGGAAAUGGAGACAGUGUUCUCUUGGCUCCAGGAACUGGAGAGGGCGUGGUAUCGGUUGGCAGUUUCCCAGCUGGCCAGGUACCAGUAGUUGAUGAUGAGACGGUUGUAUCUGCUGUAGAAGUAGAGUCAAAUGGCAGUGUCAUAGAGAGCAGUAUUCCCUUUACUCCAGGUGAGGUAGCACAGCCGCAGCCGCCGUCAGUUGUCACGGGCGGCGCCUCCAGCGAACCGGUAGACAUCGAUGGCGGAUUCAGAGUCUUACCGAAUGGCACCAUUGUUGGAUACGGUUUCGUAGAACCCAAUGGCUACCUGGUGGACGCAGAAGGAAGCAGAGUCAUUGGACCAGACGGCAAUCCCAUCCCGGUACCAAUCGAAGGCCCAGAAGGACAGCCGCAGCCCCCUGCAGUUAUCACCGGCGGCGCCUCUGGUGAACCGGUCGACAUCAACGGUGGCUUCAGUGUCUUACCAAACGGAACCCUCGUCGGGAACGGGUACGUAAAUCCUAAUGGUUUUCUGGUGGAGGGGGAUGGCAGCCGAGUCGUGGGACCGGACGGGAAUCCCAUCGCAGUACCGGUGGAAGGACCCGACGGACAGCCCUACAGACCAGAGGAGUAUCCAAUGGUCAUAGGACCGGACGGAGGCCCUGUGAUCGGUCCGGAUGGCUACCCUCUCAUACAUCCCGUCGAUCCAACAGGUCAAGUCGGCCCAGACGGGUAUCCAGUUGGACCAGACGGGUAUCCAGUUGGACCGGACGGAUAUCCAGUUGGGCCAGACGGGUAUCCAGUUGGACCGGACGGGUAUCCAGUUGGACCAGAUGGAUAUCCAGUUGGACCGGACGCCUCUCUUGUUGGUCCGGAUGGUUAUCCAUUAUACCCCACACAGGUUGGCGUGCCGCCGGUGGUGCCUAGCUACCCCGGUGGCAUGCCUGCUCCAGGUGCUCACGGGUACGGUGGCAGGGCUGACCCGCCGGGGUUUGUGGCACCAGGCCCAGGAGCAGGACCCAGGAUCCCACCAGGAGCCAGGCCAGGGCUCUCCAGAGAAGAGUACAUCUCACUGUUGGAGGGAAGCUGGGUACCGGGUCCUCGGGGGAUGCCAGGAGAACCAGGGCCACAGGGACUGAGAGGAGUCAGGGGUCCACGAGGACAACGUGGAAGGCAGGGAGAGAGGGGACCUCCCGGACCUCCGGGCCCACAGGGCAUGAUGGGUGCAGGAGGCAUUUCAGGGAGACCAGGGAGGAAGGGACCUGCUGGCAAACGUGGGUCACCUGGUGACCCGGGAGAGAGAGGGCAGGAGGGUAAGGAUGGAGACCGUGGAAACAUGGGACUACCUGGAAUGCCAGGGAAUCAGGGUUUUAGUGGGAAGCCAGGGAGACCAGGAAUACCAGGGGCACCUGGACCCAAGGGAGACAAAGGUAUCCCAGGUAUGGAUGGACCAUCGGGACUUCCGGGUGAGCAAGGUGAUCCAGGAGACAGAGGACCAAGAGGAAAUGAAGGACCUCCAGGUUCUGCUGGACAACAGGGUUUACCUGGACCAGCUGGACCAGGGGGUCCAAGAGGGCUGCCAGGAGCAGCUGGCAAGGAGGGGAAGAAGGGACCGAAGGGAGACAGAGGACCAUCAGGUCUUGCUGGCAUCAGAGGCAGAACAGGUACACAAGGCCCGCCGGGGAGGAGUGGACCAAGAGGCAUCAUAGGCAAGGCGGGUAUUCCUGGACAUCCUGGUUUAAAAGGAGAACAAGGAGAAAGAGGACCAGAGGGACCAAUUGGACAUAGAGGACCUGCUGGAAAAACAGGACAAAAGGGAGCAGCUGGAAGAGGAGGGAAGAAAGGAAAGCCUGGUGAUCCAGGUUUCAUGGGCCAUGCAGGCUUCAAAGGCAAUGCUGGUCCAAAGGGAGACAAGGGAGCCUUAGGACCAACUGGGAAGCCUGGUCCUCCGGGCUAUGAAGGAGAAGUUGGGGAGGCGGGUCUGACAGGUGCUCACGGGGAGAUCGGUCUGAAGGGAGAUCCGGGGCAACAAGGAACACCUGGUAUCCCUGGGAACAUCGGCAGGCCAGGCCAAAAGGGUAAAGAUGGUGGCAGAGGACCACGUGGACCUAGAGGUCUUGGAGGCAAGAAGGGAGCAGAUGGCAUGCAGGGACAUGAGGGUCUACCAGGUCCAAGGGGCCCUCCUGGACCACGGGGAGGAGAGGGACCACCAGGACUGCCGGGGCCUAAGGGGCAACAAGGUCCUCCUGGUCCACCGGGAGAUGACGGACUAAAGGGAGAGCCAGGAGACAGAGGAGAUGAUGGUCCACAGGGCCAGGUUGGAGGCAUUGGUCCACAUGGUAAAGAUGGCAAGUAUGGACCAAGAGGGCCUGCAGGGCCUGUGGGGUUUCCUGGUAGGGUAGGCCCUCCAGGUUUACCAGGGCCUAGAGGACCCAUUGGCAUUCCAGGCUGGCCUGGGGAGAUAGGCAAGAUGGGAACACAGGGUCCUCCUGGCCGCACUGGCCCCAAGGGUAAAGAUGGAAGAAUAGGACAAGGAGGCUUACCUGGUGCCAGAGGUGUCCCCGGAUGGCCAGGUUUACCUGGUCCUUCAGGAGAGAGAGGUGAACUUGGACUCGAUGGACUCCUUGGCCCACCAGGACCCAGAGGAGUGGAUGGUCCCCAGGGACCCCCUGGGAAACCAGGACCUAAUGGUAUCCCAGGUAUACCAGGUGACCAAGGAACAGCUGGACCAGAGGGACCUGAAGGAGAGAAAGGGAAAAUCGGUCCUGAAGGUCCACAGGGUCUGAAGGGAGACCAGGGAGACCCAGGUGACUAUGGCCCACCAGGUGCACCGGGGAGAGUUGGACAACAGGGUAUAUACGGGGCUCCUGGCCCCCUUGGAUUCCCAGGGAAGAAAGGAGAAACGGGCCUCCAAGGAAUUGUGGGACCUCCGGGGCCUGCAGGGGACAGAGGCUCAGGAGGAGAUCUUGGCAAACCUGGUCCUCCUGGACCUAAAGGCAGUCAGGGGCCAGAUGGUCCCGCAGGUCCACCUGGACAGCAGGGAGACCCAGGCAUAUACGGUGUAGCGGGAGAUGAUGGACCAAGAGGGCCUGAUGGGGAAAGGGGACCUCCAGGAUUACCUGGAGUUCCUGGAGUUGAUGGUGAGCUUGGAGAGCCAGGUGAAGAAGGAGCAAGGGGUCCAAGAGGUCCUGAGGGAGAUCAAGGCAAGGCAGGAGAACCAGGACCAUUCGGUGAGCCAGGCCCAGAGGGGUACAAGGGUAGACAAGGGGCACCUGGACCACCGGGAGAACCCGGGGAUGCGGGUAUGAUAGGAGAGGAGGGGCCACCUGGACCACCGGGUCCCCCAGGAGCACAUGGAUCUCAGGGUGAUCCAGGCAUGACAGGACCCCCGGGAAAACAAGGGCCUGAAGGGACAGAGGGACAAGAUGGACAGAGAGGACCACCGGGUCCCAGAGGAGAUCCCGGAGAGCCAGGGGACAUAGGACCACCAGGUGACAUCGGAGUGAACGGAAACCCAGGACCAGCUGGCCCUGCAGGAUCACCAGGAAAAGCUGGACCAGUGGGAGAGAAGGGCCCACCUGGACUGAAAGGAGACCCAGGACCCAGAGGCAAAACUGGUGUGAAUGGUGUGCAGGGACCAGUAGGUGUGCCUGGGAUGAAGGGUGAAGAUGGUUUUCCAGGCACUCAAGGUUCACCUGGACAACCAGGAGGAAAGGGAGAACAAGGAGAAGAAGGACCAGAUGGCAAGAAGGGACUGCUCGGAGCUCCUGGCCCACGUGGAACACAAGGGCCGAUCGGACCUAAAGGACUACGAGGAAACCCUGGCCUUACUGGGGUGGAUGGUAUGAAAGGAGCAUUCGGGAAGUCUGGUGCCAAGGGAGAUCAGGGACUAAUGGGUCUCACUGGACCUAUUGGACCACCUGGACAGAGGGGCCCAGACGGACGGAGAGGUGAUAUUGGGCAAGUUGGUUUUCCAGGAGAACCUGGAGAUAGUGGCCCAGUAGGACCACCAGGACUAACCGGCAAACUGGGCAGAAAGGGUGAAAUUGGCCCAAGGGGUCCCAAAGGCAUCCAAGGAGCCCCUGGUCCCCGUGGAAUUCCAGGUCCACCUGGUCCUCCUGGAGACAGGGGUCCACCUGGAACUUUUACCUUCUUUCCCGGUGGAGGAUCCCCUGGUGCAGGUGCAGGGGCAGGGGCAGGUGCUCCGAUAACUGGAGGAGAGACUGGGAGACAAGAAACCAUACAGGAACUGGACAUGGACUUGUACAAGGCAACAGGCUACAAUGUCUCAGAAGGAGCAACCCUCAGCAUCACCAAUGGAACCAACUCCUUCCUCAUACGUGUGGUGGAUGGUGCAGCCAUCUUGUUUGAUGCAGAAACUGGAUUUACGAGAAAAUUCAAUGUGUCGUCUGGCACCAAAAUCUUCCCCAACGGCACAGUGCUGGCAGGAGAUGAACAGAUGAUGCCUAUUGGCAAGUUCCUGAACAUGACCGGGGAGGCCAGGCUCCUGGGCCUGGGUAUGGUUGUAGUAGGAGAGGCCGGGUCUAUAAGUAACCUGACAGGCUCAGGAGGUUCCUCCUCCCAGACGGCGGGAAGGAACGGUUACCCUGCAGAGGCUUUCAACCAGAAUGGUGGCUCUCGGACAGUCCCAGCCGGCGCGGGAGAAACCGUGUUUGUAACGGGAACAACGGGAACCGGUGGGACUGUCACAACUGGUGGGGGCGGGGCGGUUUUUGUGACAGGGACAUCAGGAGGCACAGGAACAGGCCCCACCAGUGGGUUUGGAGAAGAGAACGGGGUUGUGACAGAGGUUUUCUCUCCGUCAACAGACAUAGAUCAUCUGAAAAAGCUCAUAAGUAGGGUAGGGCCGGCUGAGUGGACGGACUAUUUUGAGGGAGAGAUGGACAGGUUACAGGGGAUUGUGAAGACCAUCGUUGGAGGGCCAUGGGGCACGGCUGAGUACCCUGCCAAAACCUGUAAAGACCUGAUGUUCGCUCAGCCAGGACUGAAGGAUGGUUAUUACUUCAUAGACCCUGAUGGAGGCUGUAUUGAGAAUGCGUUCCAGGCCUUCUGUAACUUCACCGCUGGAGGACUGACCUGCUUCCAACCCACCAACGACACGCUGGCUUCCCCAAGAAGUCCAUACAAAGUAGACAACUUUACCUGGUUCAGUGAAGUAGAAGGUGGAUUUGAGAUUGAAUAUGAAGGUGACCCCAUCCAGUUGAACUACAUCCAGGCCCUGAGCACGCGCGCGACGCAGACCUUUACGUUUGAGUGCUCGUCGGCGGUGGCAUGGUACAACUGGAACACGGACGGCUACGACCAGGCCGUCAGACUCCUGUCCAACAACGAAAACGUGCUGACCUACGGAACCCCUGGUGUAAAGACUAUAUAUGAUGGCUGCCAGUUUGCUUCACCCCAGCUGGACCUGACAGUUAUAGAAAUCAACACAACGGCCACGGAAUGUGUUCCUGUUAGAGACUUUGGGGUGUUCGAGCUGGACGAAAACGGACAAGAGUUUGGCUUUUCUGUCGGCCAAGUUUGCUUCCAAUAG
Molecule: messenger RNA, 7075 nt
Organism: Branchiostoma belcheri (Belcher's lancelet)
Lineage: Eukaryota; Metazoa; Chordata; Leptocardii; Amphioxiformes; Branchiostomatidae
Product: collagen alpha-2(I) chain-like
Exons: 80
Coding region: 239-7075 (2278 amino acids)
Molecular function (GO): extracellular matrix structural constituent
Source: RefSeq, a predicted model, not a curated record